AUGAAACCUCUUUUUCAACAUUCUUUCUCCAUUAUUAUUUUCCUUUUCUCAGUAGCACUUUUGAUGAUCUCAAUCAUCAAUAUUCCAACAUGUCUUUGCGAGGAUGAUAACCAAUACACAAACUGCAAUAACGCUUUUACAUGCAAAAACAGCAACAUCUCAAAUCUCAACUACCCGUUUUGGGGAGGAAACAGAAAACAGUUCUGCGCUGGUAUUACUGGUGAUCCUAACACAGAGCUAACAUGCAAUGGAGGUGUCCCAAAGAUCACAAUAAAAAACGUCAAAUACAGUAUUCUUGAAUGGGACAAUACAACACAGAAGCUCACAGUUGCUAGGGACGAUUACUCGAGUGGUAAUGUUUGUGUUAUGAAUAACAAUCACGAGAACAGCACAUUUGAUAACACACAGUUCAGAAGUUACGGAGAUGUUGCUAACGUGACGCUCCUGUACGGUUGUGAUGUUGGAACUGGAAAUUCACCAAAUCUCUUUUAUGAUAUUAACUGUGGUGAUGGUAAAUAUGUUUUAUAUACAGUGGUUUAUUCAGCUUCGUACUCAUCCUUCUGUACUCCUAGUGUUACUGUCGUGAUACCGAUUUUGCAAACUCAAGCUGCACAACUUGGAUCUGGAAAUGGAACAGUGAAUGAUGCUUUUAAAGAUGGUUUUGAGUUGAAAUGGAACGGAAACUAUGGGAAAUGCGAGGUGUGUGUUGAUUCUGGUGGAGUGUGUGGCAAUAAUGGUGGAACUGAUUUCAGAUGUUUCUGCAAAGAUGGACGGCAAAAAAUUUCAUGCACUUUAGAAAAACCCUCAUCCUCGCGUUCAAUAGUGAAGUGGAGGUUUAUUGUGAUAGGUGCUGCAGGAUUUGGAGUAACAAUGUUCUUUAUUAUUAUUACAGUUUGUUGUUACCUUAAAAGGGGUAUAGGUAGACAAAGUUUUUUCAGAAAAAGAAGAAAACUUGUUGAUCAUGUAGAGGUUUUCAUGCAAAGUUAUAAUUCAUCUCUGCCAAGAAGAUAUACUUAUAUAGAACUAAAAAGGAUCACAAACUCAUCCCGAGAUAAAUUAGGUCAAGGAGGAUACGGUGUUGUGUACAAAGCAAGUUUACUUGAUGGUCGUCAAGUGGUGGUGAAAGUAAUAAAUGAGUCAAAGGGAAAUGGAGAAGAAUUCAUAAAUGAAGUUGCUAGCAUUGGUAGAACAUCACACAUGAACAUUGUGUCACUUUUAGGCUUUUGUUAUGAGGAAAACAAAAGAGCAUUAAUAUAUGAAUUCAUGUCCAACGGAUCAUUGGAUAGGUUCAUCUAUAAAAGUGAAUCUCCUAAUGCUAUUUGUGAUUUUGAUUGGAACACUUUGUUCCAAAUUGCAAUUGGCAUUGCUAGAGGACUAGAGUACUAG
Molecule: messenger RNA, 1386 nt
Organism: Lathyrus sativus (Indian pea)
Lineage: Eukaryota; Viridiplantae; Streptophyta; Magnoliopsida; Fabales; Fabaceae
Source: the annotation of a GenBank genome assembly